AUGCAAGCCAUCAUCAACACUAACAACAACUCUUUCAUUGGAGUGGCCAUUCAGUACCGUCUUGGUGCCUUUGGUUUCCUUUCUUCAGACGAGGUCGAUCGCUUUGGCACUGUCAAUGCUGGUAUCCUCGAUCAAACCUUUGCCCUGAAGUGGGUCCAGGAAUACAUCUCUUCCUUUGGAGGUGACCCACGCUCUGUGACCAUCUCAGGCGAGUCAGCUGGAGGUGGCUCUGUUAUGCUGCAAGGCAUGGCUUAUGGUGGCACUCUGGGCACCUCGUUGUUCAAGAACGCCAUUGCAGCUUCUCCUUACUUGCCUAUGCAGUACGGCUACAACGACUGGGUCCCCUCGCAGUCUUACUACGCUUUUGCAGGUUUGGCUAAUUGCAUGCCUAACACUGCUUAUGGAUCUUCUUCUCGUACCAUCUUCGAAUGUCUGGUUAACCAAGACACUGAAACUCUGCAGUACGCCAGUUUCAACGUUUCAGGUUCUGGAAAUUUCGGUACUUGGGGUUUCUUGCCUGUCACAGAUGAUGUGUUCAUCCAGCAACUGCCUAGUCAGCAGCUCUUGGAGAAGAAGGUGAAUGGACAGAACCUUCUUGUCGGUAACAACGCCAACGAAGGUCCUCUGUUCGUCCCUCAGAACAUCGACACCGAGGCCGAUCUCGUUGCUUGGUUGGAACUCACCUUCCCUCUCUUCAGCAACGACGAUAUCUCCAGGAUCCUCCGCUACUGUGAGCAUCCUCUCCUUCUUCAUUCUCGCUCUGAACGCUAA
Messenger RNA from Aureobasidium musti, 771 nucleotides. NCBI's taxonomy places the organism in Eukaryota, Fungi, Ascomycota, Dothideomycetes, Dothideales, Saccotheciaceae. The record is from the annotation of a GenBank genome assembly.